Messenger RNA from Folsomia candida, 1457 nucleotides. RefSeq names its product carbohydrate sulfotransferase 11. The coding region runs from base 406 to 1425 and encodes 339 amino acids. The record is from RefSeq and is a predicted model, not a curated record. Lineage: Eukaryota; Metazoa; Arthropoda; Collembola; Entomobryomorpha; Isotomidae. Gene Ontology annotation, molecular function: sulfotransferase activity. The transcript is spliced from 6 exons. Gene Ontology annotation, biological process: carbohydrate biosynthetic process. Gene Ontology annotation, cellular component: membrane.
AACAGUCUACGGGCAUCAGAUGAGAUAUCUACGUAUGUAAAAGGCAAAAAACUUUAUACUUGAAAUAGUUUAGUUACUUAUGUCAUAAAUGAUGCAUGAAAAUAUUCUACCGUUAAUUUAUACAACUGAGAUAGUGGCAUAGGAUAGUGGUAGGCAUUUAACAGAACAGUAAAAUACCAUGAAACCGCAUUAUUUUAGACAUAAAUGCACACACACAUGCUGGGUUCAUAUUCAUAAUUUUUGCACUGGGAUAUUUUUCCUGCAGUAGUGGGCGUUAAUGCAUGCGAUACGCAUUGCUAUUUACUCUCAAAGUUGAAACCCGGACAUUUAUUUUUAUGUUACAUGAAAAUAAAAUAACAUCAAUUAUCAUAUCACCAUAAUAAAACCGACUCUAGUCACCUCAAAAUGAGCAGAGUAAUGCGAUUUUGUAUGAUUAUUUUCAUUGUGAUAUUAUUUUUCGGAACGUGGCUAUUGGGUUCGUUCAUUGUGAUUCAGAUAGAUUCAGAACAAUUUAUCCACGAUAAACAGUUCAAAGUUUUACAGAAACAAAAUCAGGAGCUUCAACGAAACGUGGAUAAGCAGUGCAGACUUAUAAAUAAGAAAGAGCUUGUCAGAGAUGAUUUGAGUGGUGACAAAUAUGACAAUAAAAAAGACGCUCAUAAAGCCUGGGAAAGGGCCAGGAAGGAGAAAGUCAUCAGAGAUAAUCUCAUCUACUUUCCACAUUUGAACCAAAUGUGGUGCCUGGUGCCAAAGGCGGCUAGUACUUCUUGGAGUAAAGCUAUUGUGGACCGCUUGAAUUUCGAGUCCACAAACAUUUUCAUAGACUCUUCUGCAAACUACUCGUUGCAAGUUAUUCUCAAACAAAAUUUUGGAAAUAUUAACAGAACGGCAUUUGUAAAUGCUGCGCAAUCGGACAAAAUAAAAAAGGUUUUAUUGAUUCGACACCCAUUUUCAAGAAUUGCAAGUGCUUAUCGAGAUAAAUUGGCAGACAGAAAGGCGAAAGUGGAUGGAAUGCAUUUCUUUCAACAGUUCGGAGUUAAAAUUAACCGACGAUUCAGACAGAGCAGAAAAGACGUGAAGCAAAAGGAGCCAACAUUUCAAGAAUUUGUGGACUAUUUAAUCGAAACAAAACCCUUGGACAUGAAUGAACAUUGGCAGCCCAUCUCACUUAUGUGUGGCCUCUGUCAUGUCCAUUAUGACCACAUAAUUGCGAUGGAAAAUUUGGAGAAAACCAAAGUGUUCCAUUUAAAUCAACUAGGAUUUCCAGGAAAUAAUUUUCCGGUUGAAAACAAAAACUCGGGCACUUACAGCUCCCAAGAGCUAUUUCGCAAUAUUUCAAAUUCCAGGAAAGUUCGGUUGUUGGACAAAUAUCAAGAGGAUUUUAGGCUUUUCCAGUAUAGUUUUUUAAAACAUUAUUAUAUUUAAGUCGUGACAGAAUAAAUACAAUUAUAAGAAUA